UUUAUGCCCCUGACCCCCGGACGUGGAAACGUUGCACUUCCGUUCCAAUCCCGCGGGCUCUUACAAAAAUGGCGCCGCUGGCGCCAGGGGGAAUCUGAGGCUGAGGAACUUGGGCCUGAGGGAGGGUGGAGACCGGGCAUCGGGCCUGGGAACUGGAACUGGAACUGGAACCGGGCCUGGGUCUGUGGGAAGGCGGGCGAUGGCCAGUGUGGAUCACAAGUCCCCGAACCUGCUGUUGCAGAGCCUGUGCUGCCGGAUCCUGGGCCGCAAUGAGGCUGAUGUGGCUCAACAAUUCCAGUAUGCUGUGAGAGUAAUUGGAAGUAAUUUUGCUCCCACUGUGGAAAGGGAUGAAUUUCUUGUAGCUGAAAAGAUCAAGAAAGAAAUGGUGAGGCAGAGGAGGGAGGCAGAUGCUGCUUUGUUUUCAGAACUUCACCGUAAACUGCAGUCACAGGGUAUAAUAAAAAACAGAUGGGCUGUACUCUACCUCCUUCUGAGCCUCACUGAGGAUCCACGUAAACCCCCAAGCAAGGUUGCUAAUUAUGCAGCAUUAUUUGCUCAAGCGUUGCCAAGAGAUGCUCAUUCUACCCCUUACUACUACUCAAGGCCCCAGAGUCUGCCGCUAACUUACGCUGACAGAGCUCCCUCUUCUCAGAGUGCUGGCAGCAUUGGAAGCAGUGGAGUUGGGAGCCUUAGUGUGUAUGGCUUAAAUGGACCAACACCAACUCCUCAGUCUUUAUUACCUGGACAAACAUACCAAUCAACAGGAACGGCAGAUACAGUGAGACAGCAGUUAGGAUCACGGUUUGCAUGGGCUUUGUCUGCUGCUCAACCUCCAUCAUUAUCUACCUCAAAGGGCCUUCCAAGCUCCAUCUCUCGUAAUAUGUCAAGAAUGAGGCGUGAAGGUGAACUCAGCUCAUCUACAGAAGUGACAGAGGCAACACUGGUCAGAGAUAUUCUAUAUGUUCUCCAAGGAAUUGAUGGCAAAUGUAUCAAAAUGUGUAAUUCUGAAAACUGCUAUAAAAUUGAUUCCAAGUUGGGGAUAUCGAAAUCUCUCAGGGAUACUGCAAGUAGAUUGGCAGAACUUGGAUGGCUUCACAACAAAAUAAGAAAGUACACAGACCAAAGAUGCUUGGACCGUGCCUUUGGUCUUGUGGGUCAGAGCUUUUGUGCAUCCUUGCAUCAGGAGUUGAAGGAAUAUUACAGGUUGCUGUCUGUCUUGCAUUCCCAGAUACAAUUGGAAGAUGACCAAGGUGUAAAUGUUGGACUGGAAAGUAGCCUGACAUUGCGUCGCCUACUGAUUUGGACUUAUGAUCCCAAGAUGAGACUCAAGACACUUGCAGCACUUGUCGAUCAUUGCCAAGGGAGGAAAGGUGGAGAAUUGGCAUCUGCAGUCCAUGCUUAUACUAAAACAGGAGAUCCAUACAUGAGAUCACUGGUGCAACACAUUCUUAGCCUUGUAUCGCAUCCCAUCCUGAACUUCCUCUCUCGCUGGAUUUAUGAUGGAGAGUUAGAGGAUACCUACCAUGAGUUUUUUGUAGCUUCGGAUCCGACAGUGAAGACUGACAGACUAUGGCAUGACAAAUAUACCCUGAGAAAGUCAAUGAUCCCUUCCUUCAUCACAAUGGAUAAAGCCAGAAAGGUACUUUUGAUUGGUAAAUCUAUCAAUUUUUUGCAUCAAGUGUGUCAGGACCGAACCCCGACAGCUAAAAUGAUGAUGGCUGUGACAAAAUCUGCAGUUUCACCAAAAGAUGCUGCUGAGCUAUUCACUGAUUUGGAAGGUGCUUUUCAAGAAAAAAUUGAUGCAGCUUAUCACGAGACCAGUAAAUACCUGCUGGAUGUUCUCAACCAGAAUUACCAUUUGUUGGAGCACAUUAAGGCUGUGCGGCGUUACCUGCUGUUAGGUCAAGGAGAUUUUGUCCGACACCUCAUGGACUUGCUGAAGCCAGAACUGGCGAGAUCAGCUUCGACAUUGUAUCAACAUAAUCUGACUGGAAUCCUUGAGACAGCUGUCAGAGCCACUAAUGCACAGUUUGAUAGUCCUGAGAUUCUCAAACGUCUGGAUGUUCGACUUCUGGAGAUAUCAGCUGGAGAUACAGGUUGGGAUGUCUUCAGUUUGGAUUAUCAUGUUGAUGGCCCAAUUGCAACAGUGUUUACUCGAGAAUGUAUGAGCCAUUAUUUAAGAGUGUUCAACUUUCUCUGGCGAGCAAAGCGAAUGGAAUACGUUCUCACUGACAUCUGGAAGGGGCAGAUGUGUAAUGCCAAAUUACUGAAGAGCAUACCAGAGUUGUCAGGGGUGCUCCACCAGUGUCAUAUCCUAGCUUCGGAAAUGGUACACUUUGUGCAUCAGAUGCAGUAUUACAUCACGUUCGAGGUAUUGGAAUGUUCCUGGGAUGAGCUGUGGAAUAAGAUGCAGCAGGCUCAGGACCUUGAUCACAUUACUGCUGCUCAUGAAGCUUUUCUCAACACGAUAAUCUCUCAGUGUCUGCUGGAUAGUAACUCUGAAGAACUGUUAACGCAGCUCCGAGCUCUGUUUGAUCGAAUCCUGGAGUUUCAGAGUGCUCAAGAUUCCAUGUAUCGCUCAGCUCUGGAGGAGCUGCAUCACCGGCUACGUUAUGCGGAGAGCAAGAAGGAGCGGCAGGCAGAGGGUAAGUGGGGAACAACAUCAGUUGAAGAAGAGGCAGAAAAUAAAAGGAUUCAUGAAUUCCAACAGUUAAUUCCAAAAAUGUGUUCCCAGAUACGUGUGUGCUCCCAUUUCUACCAGGACAUUGUUCAGCAAUUCCUGGUACUAUUGACAAAAAGUUCUGAUGAAAGUCUCCGUUUCCUUAACUUCAGGCUAGACUUCAACGAGCAUUACAAAGCGAGGGACCCUCGGCUGCGUGCCUCAUUGGGCAGCACUAGAGGGAAACGCAGCUCAGCAAUGUAAACUGUUGUCCAGAGACAUUUACAGCUAUUAUUACUAGGGCUACAGUAACAUUUGCCUUAGUGAUUUCUGCUCUUCCUGCCAUCCUGUGAAACCUAUGUUUGUAUUGGUUGCCAGUGAUGUAUUGCACCACGAGGAGGAGAGGCAGAUAUUAAUCAUCUGAUAAAGUAUUGAAUUCUUUGGGAGAAGUGAACUCCACAUAACAGUGUAAGUUAUUUAUAAUCCAUGAAUGUUUAGUUCCUGAAUUAAACUGAAGUUUGGCAUUUGGCUUUUUUUUUUUAGCUUCACAUGCAGCUUUGCUGAAAGUAUUUUACUGUGUGUACAGAAAGGGUAUCGUUCCCGGAACUAAACCUGCAUUUUAUUUUACAGAUGAUAAAAUGCUUUAAACUGCUAAACACAAAGUUUGUUCAGUAACCAAAAAAUGUCUUUUUUAAGGAGAAGCACUUCAUUCUUUUUCUGUAAUAUACAUUAUAGUGUCACAGUUGGCUUCAUUUUAAAAACUCAACAUAUGCAAUGAUUAAAACCCUCAGUUUUUACAUUGUGUAGAUAAUUUGUUUUAUUUGAUUUUUGAGUAAAUCUCCUGAUGCUUUUACAACACUUUUAAAAUGUGAAAUAAAUAAUUGUAAAUUG
Molecule: messenger RNA, 3550 nt
Organism: Carcharodon carcharias (great white shark)
Lineage: Eukaryota; Metazoa; Chordata; Chondrichthyes; Lamniformes; Lamnidae
Gene: tubgcp3
Product: tubulin, gamma complex associated protein 3
Exons: 22
Coding region: 200-2923 (907 amino acids)
Biological process (GO): meiotic cell cycle; microtubule nucleation; mitotic cell cycle
Cellular component (GO): gamma-tubulin small complex; equatorial microtubule organizing center; centrosome
Molecular function (GO): gamma-tubulin binding; microtubule minus-end binding
Source: RefSeq, a predicted model, not a curated record